GCUCAACAGCCAAGACCCCGGAACAGCCCGUUGCAAGUUCGCAAACGCUCUUGGCAGCUUUUGCAACACUGCUUUUUGUUGCUGUGUAUCGCUCGGACGAAAUCGGGACGCUGCUUCAAGACAAGCUCAUCUAUCCUCCGUCUAUCAAUUAGCUGCGGUAGCGUCGAUAUGGUUGGUUUCGGCCAACUCGUUGUUGGUCCCCCUGGCUCCGGGAAGACUACUUAUUGUGCUGGAAUGAUGCAGUUUUUUAAGGCCUCUGGAAGAGACGCAGUGGUUUUCAACAUGGAUCCAGCCAACGAAGACUUGCCGUACGAAGCCGCUGCCGAUAUCGCAGACUUGGUAUCUACUGAAGCGAUUGCGUCCGAAUUCUCGCUGGGACCAAACGGAAGCUUACUCUAUGCUAUGGAAUUUCUAGAAAAGAACUUCUCGUGGCUUGACAAAAAGCUGGAAGAGCAUAAAGGCCAAUAUAUCCUGUUCGACUUCCCUGGCCAAAUUGAGUUGUACACACACAACGAGUGUAUCCGCAACAUUGUACAAAAGCUUUUGCGGAAAGGAUAUCGGAUAACUGCUGUGAACCUUGUCGACUCUCACUACUGCUCCGAUCCGUCAAAAUUCAUCGCCGUCAUGCUCACCUCAGCGACUCUCAUGUUGCAACUUGAAAUGCCUGCAGUUAACGUCCUAUCUAAGAUUGAUAUUAUAGAGCAAUACGGAGAGCUCCCAUUCAAUCUCGACUUCUUUACCGACAAUGGUAAUUUGAGUCAUUUGGUAGACAUGCUGGAACUUGAUCCCCGAAUGAAGAAAUUUGCGAAAUUGAAUCAAGCCCUCGUCAGUCUAAUCGAAGACUUUCCCUUUGUUGGGUAUCACACUCUAAACAUUCAAGACAAAGAAAGCGUCAUACAUCUUUUGCGAGCAAUUGACAAAUCAAAUGGAUACAUGUACUCUAAUUUAGACGUUAACAAUUUGGCAUAUGAUGCCUUUCUAGGCAAGCCAGAAAAGGACCAUCGCUGGACAAUGGAAGUACAAGAAAGAUAUAUGAAGCGGUAA
This is a messenger RNA of Chondrus crispus (carragheen), 1044 nucleotides long. RefSeq lists its product as hypothetical. Gene Ontology annotation, molecular function: GTPase activity. The record is from RefSeq and is a predicted model, not a curated record. The transcript has 5 exons. Bases 169 to 1044 code for a protein of 291 amino acids. Lineage: Eukaryota; Rhodophyta; Florideophyceae; Gigartinales; Gigartinaceae. Gene Ontology annotation, cellular component: cytoplasm.